Molecule: messenger RNA, 2763 nt
Organism: Sarcophilus harrisii (Tasmanian devil)
Lineage: Eukaryota; Metazoa; Chordata; Mammalia; Dasyuromorphia; Dasyuridae
Gene: CACNB3
Product: calcium voltage-gated channel auxiliary subunit beta 3
Exons: 13
Coding region: 119-1660 (513 amino acids)
Biological process (GO): regulation of voltage-gated calcium channel activity; calcium ion transmembrane transport; chemical synaptic transmission
Cellular component (GO): voltage-gated calcium channel complex
Molecular function (GO): high voltage-gated calcium channel activity; protein binding
Source: RefSeq, a predicted model, not a curated record
GCACUGGCGCUGGGCGAAGCCAGGCUGGCGAGCGCGAGCUGGUGUGCCCGGCGGCUGCCUGCCGUGCUCUCGCGUCGGCCUCUGAGCUGCUGGCCCGGGGGCGCCGCCAGCCCCGUCUAUGUCUUUUUCUGACUCCAGCGCAACGUUUCUGCUGAACGAGGGUUCAGCAGAUUCCUAUACUAGCCGACCGUCUCUGGACUCAGAUCUCUCCCUGGAGGAGGACAGGGAGAGCGCCCGUCGAGAGGUGGAGAGCCAGGCGCAGCAGCAGCUGGAAAGAGCCAAGCACAAACCAGUGGCAUUUGCUGUGAGAACCAAUGUCAGUUACUGUGGGGUGCUGGAUGAGGAAUGCCCUGUCCAGGGCUCAGGAGUCAACUUUGAAGCCAGAGAUUUCCUGCAUAUCAAAGAGAAAUACAACAAUGACUGGUGGAUUGGGAGACUAGUGAAGGAAGGUGGGGAUAUUGCCUUCAUCCCCAGCCCUCAGCGCCUGGAAACCAUACGCCUCAAGCAAGAACAGAAGGCUAGGAGAUCUGGGAACCCCCCUGGUGACAUUGGCAACCGCCGUUCUCCUCCCCCAUCUCUAGCCAAACAGAAGCAAAAACAGGCAGAACAUGUGCCCCCAUAUGAUGUGGUACCCUCCAUGCGACCUGUGGUGCUUGUGGGGCCUUCUUUGAAAGGCUAUGAGGUCACAGACAUGAUGCAGAAGGCGCUCUUUGACUUUCUAAAGCAUCGAUUUGAUGGCAGGAUCUCUAUCACUCGAGUUACAGCCGAUCUCUCUCUGGCAAAGAGAUCGGUGCUCAACAACCCAGGCAAGAGAACUAUAAUCGAACGCUCUACAGCUCGAUCCAGCAUUGGCAAUGCAGGGGAAGGUAGACUCUUGGAAACCUCCCAAAGCUCUGGAGAGUCCCCCUCUGGGGGUGGGGGGAACCUGCUGACCACUCCCCCCACAGCUGAGGUGCAGAGUGAGAUCGAGCGGAUCUUCGAGUUGGCCAAGUCUCUGCAGCUGGUAGUGCUGGAUGCCGACACCAUCAACCACCCUGCCCAGCUGACUAAGACCUCUCUGGCCCCCAUCAUCGUAUAUGUCAAAGUGUCCUCACCCAAGGUGCUUCAUCGCCUGAUCCGGUCCCGGGGAAAGUCCCAGAUGAAACAUGUGAAUGUUCAGAUGAUGGCGUAUGACAAGCUGGUGCAAUGCCCACCAGAAUCUUUUGAUGUGAUCCUGGAUGAAAACCAAUUGGAAGAUGCCUGUGAGCACCUGGCUGAGUACUUGGAAGUGUAUUGGAGAGCUACUCACUACCCGGCUCCGGGGCCUGGCCUGCUGGGCCCACCCAGUGCCAUCCCCGACCUUCAGAACCAGCAACUGCUGGGGGAGCAAGGAGGCGAGUGCUCACCCCCAGAGCGGGACAGCCUGAUGCCUUCAGAUGAGGCCAGUGAGAGCUCACACCAAGCUUGGACUGGAUCUUCUCAGCGCAGUUCUCACCACCUCGAGGAUGAAUACACUGAAGUCUAUCGAGAUCUGUACCAGCCGCAUCGCCAGCACACCUCUGGGCUACCCAGUGCCAAUGGACAGGAUCCUCAAGACCGGCUCCUGGCCCGGAACUCAGAGCAUAAUUACAAUGAAAGGAACUGGCAACGCAAUCGGCCAUGGCCUAAGGAUAGUUAUUGAACUUCUUCCUGCCUUGCUCUGGUCUGUCCAAGGGAGCAGAGGGGGAAACGUAUGGAAUAGCAGGGCAAGAGCUUAUUGGCAGGUUGAAGUUAAGCUAGCCUUAGGCUGGCACUAGGCUUAGCCCCCUAAGUCCCCUUGCCUAGCUCUGGACCCCAAUAUUCCAAGAGCUAUAGGUGGUCCUUUUACUUUGUGUGUUAAGAACCUCCAUGCUCUCCACUUUCCAAGUACUAGCUAUAUACAGUUCGGUAACCCUGGCACUCUCUCCUGCACAAUAAGCUGUCCUCUCUAGGCAGCACCCUCAAGUCCAAGAUUCCUGUAGAAAUGGCUUUCAUUUCUUCCAGACUCAGGAAAGGGAUGUUCCCCCCCCAAAGGUGACUGGGAUGUGAGGAGGAGCCAUGGCAAGGGACAAUGUCAAGGUCCUGGAGAGAGUAAGGGUCCUUCCUAUUGCUCCAUCAGCCAAGGGAACCAAACUUUGAGGUCUUACAAGAUUUCUUUCAGUUCUGAAAUCACACAUAAGAAAUUUGACAAUCAUCCCAUAUCCACACCUAGAUUUUGCUUCUAUUCAUUCAUUCAAUGGUCAAGAUGUGUGUAUAGGGGAGACAGGGAGGCUGGGGAAGAGGAAAAAACAAUUACCAAACUCUUGAGGAGAAAGGGACCACUUGAAAAUCUUAGGGUGAAGCAUUAAGGAGACAGCUGGGCCCUCAUAUUUUCUAGGAUUAUUCUGACCCGAGUGUUUACCCUUUAUAACUGGGGUUUAAGAAAUGCAAGCAAGAAAGCAGAGUCAAAAAGAAGUUGGUGGGAGGAGUAGGUGCAUGAAGAAGGCCAAAUACUUCAGGGAGCACCUACAUCUGCUCCUUUAUUUAAUUUCUUCCUUAUCCUGUUAUGACCAAUGAGGGUCACAGACCCCAAAAUUUUCUUCUUGCUCAUAUACACAACUAUUUAAAUUAGGCUGGGGGAAAGAAAAGGAAUAGAGGUGAGGAAUCUCUUCUGGUUUCUGGACACCCUACCUGCAUCCCUCUCAUGUGGUUGUGUAGCUGAGUCCAUGCCCCCACAUGGCCAUUGUGUUGUCAUCACCAAUAAAUACCAUGUGUUGCCCCACCACA